AUGCGCCCGCUCACGGAGUCCGAGACUCAAACCCUCUUCUCGAAGCUCGCCAAUUACACCGGUCGUUCUCUCAACCACCUCAUUGCGCCUCCCACCUCAUCCGGCGACGAGUCUGCAGACGAUCGCCAUGUCUUCAGACUGCACGGUUCCAGGGUCUAUUACCUUCGUCUCUCCGUCGCCAACCUUGCCACAUCCAUCGCGAGACCAAACCUGUUGUCGAUAGCACUGGACGUGAUAGCACCACAUGCCAGAUAUAAGCUGUGGAUUAAGCCCAAUGGAGAAAUGCCGUUCCUAUACGGUGGAAAUAUCGUCAAGGCGCAUGUUGGCAGAUGGAGUGAGGAUUGCCCUGAGCAUCAAGGAGUCGUUGUGCUGUCAAUGGAUGAUACGCCACUUGGUUUUGGAGUCACUGCUCGAUCAACGAUGGAGGCUCGAAAGUUAGACCCAACUGGAGUUGUGGCAUUUAGGCAAGGAGACAUAGGAGAAUAUCUACGAGAGGAGGAUACCCUUUUCACUACUUAA
Messenger RNA from Arthroderma uncinatum, 519 nucleotides. RefSeq names its product ribosome biogenesis protein NIP7. The record is from RefSeq and is a predicted model, not a curated record. Gene Ontology annotation, biological process: ribosome assembly. Gene Ontology annotation, molecular function: RNA binding. Gene Ontology annotation, cellular component: nucleus. Bases 1 to 519 code for a protein of 172 amino acids. The transcript has 4 exons. NCBI's taxonomy places the organism in Eukaryota, Fungi, Ascomycota, Eurotiomycetes, Onygenales, Arthrodermataceae.